AUCAUCCUCAUCGUCAUACGCUCAUCCUUUCCUUGCUACCAAGGUUAUCCCCCUCUCUCCACCGCAUCCGGUAAGUUGCUCUGAUCUCCCCUAUCACGCCUCAUACAUCACAACAAACCCUGCAGCAGCUCUGCCUUCUGGCCCUGUUGCACUGUUCUCCACUCCACCGUCUCCCCGCUCUCCCCUGCUGCUGCUGCCGCUGCCGCUGCCGCUCAUUCGAUUGCUCCGAAUCGCUAUCCGGGCCUUCCUUUCGAUGACCCUACAUUACAUUUAUCUACGUCUCCAACUCGGGAUGGAUGAUGUAUUUAAGUGCCACGCUGACCCUCCUGCUCUAGGAUUUUCCAACAACAUCCAAUCCUCCUUUCUCCCCACACCCCUUAGUUGAUAUUCAUUCAUCCAUCAACUCAUCUUCACAAUGGUAUUUAUGCGCUCUUUCUCCCGUCAACUUCGGCGGCCUGCCACCUCCCUCCUUUCGUCGAAGGGCGCCUUCCAGCCUGCUGCGAGCAGCCCAUUCCGGGCGACUCCUCUCGCGAACUCCAUUGCCGGUGCACGUACGCUAACCGCCUCUGCCAACCUACAGGGUAAGGUUCUUAUGGUCCUCUAUGACGGUGGUGAGCACGCCAAGCAGCAGCCCGGUCUUCUGGGCACCACCGAGAACGAGCUGGGCUUGAGGAAGUGGCUGGAGGAGCAGGGCCACACUCUGGUCACCACCUCCGACAAGGAGGGCGAGAACUCCACCUUCGACAAGGAGCUCGUCGAUGCCGAAGUCAUCAUCACCACCCCCUUCCACCCCGGUUACCUCACUGCCGAGCGUCUGGCCAAGGCUAAGAACCUCAAGAUCGCCGUCACGGCUGGUGUCGGCUCGGACCACGUUGACCUGAAUGCUGCCAACAAGACCAACGGCGGUAUCACCGUCGCGGAGGUCACUGGCUGCAAUGUCACCUCCGUCGCCGAGCACGUUGUCAUGACCAUCCUGACCCUGGUCCGCAACUUCGUUCCCGCCCACGAGCAGAUCCGCCGCGGCGAGUGGGACGUUGCCGCUGUCGCCAAGAACGAGUUUGAUCUCGAGGGCAAGGUCGUCGGUACCGUUGCCGUUGGCCGUAUUGGUGAGCGUGUGCUGCGCCGUCUCAAGCCCUUCGACUGCAAGGAGCUCCUCUACUACGACUACCAGCCCCUCAGCCCCGAGGUUGAGAAGGAGAUCGGCUGCCGCCGCGUUGACGACCUCGAGGAGAUGCUCGCUCAGUGCGACGUGGUCACCAUCAACUGCCCUCUGCACGAGAAGACCCGCGGUCUGUUCAACAAGGAGCUCAUCUCCAAGAUGAAGAAGGGCUCUUGGCUCGUCAACACCGCCCGUGGUGCCAUCGUCGUCAAGGAGGACGUCGCCGAGGCCGUCAAGUCCGGCCACCUCCGCGGAUACGGUGGUGAUGUCUGGUUCCCCCAGCCCGCUCCCGCCGACCACCCCCUGCGCACCAUGCAGGGCCCCUGGGGCGGCGGCAACGCCAUGGUCCCUCACAUGUCCGGUACCUCCAUCGACGCCCAGAUCCGCUACGCCAACGGCACCAAGGCCAUCCUCGACAGCUACUUCUCCGGUCGCAACGACUACCGCCCCCAGGACCUCAUCGUCCACGAGGGUGACUACGUCACCAAGGCCUACGGUCAGCGCACCAAGGCUUAAAUCCGGGGAUGCCAUGAUGGACUAGAUAUGUCGAUGUAGUAGUAUUCUCGACUUACCACCGAGGCCAUUGCGCACUUGUCAGUUAUGAUUAGCUAUGAUACCUAAAAUACAUCUCUCCUUUUACCGUUC
Aspergillus heteromorphus CBS 117.55 is the source of this 1804-nucleotide messenger RNA. It is a transcript of the gene fdh, whose product is annotated as formate dehydrogenase (NAD+) FDH1. Gene Ontology annotation, cellular component: cytosol. The transcript is spliced from 4 exons. The record is from RefSeq and is a predicted model, not a curated record. Bases 416 to 1675 code for a protein of 419 amino acids. NCBI's taxonomy places the organism in Eukaryota, Fungi, Ascomycota, Eurotiomycetes, Eurotiales, Aspergillaceae. Gene Ontology annotation, molecular function: formate dehydrogenase (NAD+) activity; NAD binding; oxidoreductase activity, acting on the CH-OH group of donors, NAD or NADP as acceptor.